AUGGCUGUUGAAACGUCUUUCAGCAGAGCUCGUGAGCAUCCUCGAUGGCGCACGCUCGUCGGCUCCUCCGACAAACCUCAACCAGCGCAGCAACAUCGUCAACAGCGCCGUCAGCAACUUAAGCAGCAUUUUGGCAUCUCGAGCACCGCCAUCUCAGGCGCAUUAUCCGACCGUGCCGCUCACGACGUCAAGGGCAAGUCCAAGGCGCGACCGUCCAUCAUCCCUUCAACGUUGGGUCCAAACUACAGCGCCUCGGAGCACACGCUUCGCAAUGACUACUCGCAGCAUUUCGUCGACACCUCUGCUGGUCUGCUUCCCGGUAACGCCGUUCGCAACCCUUCCUCCAGCACCCGCUUCGAUGAGUACCCAAAGUUGAAACGACUUGUACAGCUCAAAGAUGCUCUCGUGGCCCGAGUUGCUCAUCCUCCCACAUACCUUAGGGUUGACUUACGGCCUUCCCUAGAACCAUUCCGCGAUCCAUCUCGGUCUACAGCGACUUUUCACCUCGGCAGCCUCAUCCCUGUCAAGUAUGAUGUCGUGCUCAUUGAUCCUCCACUAGAAGCUUACGAGUGGGAAGCUUAUGCCUCUGCAUCCACGUCCGCCUCGACUGGCGCUCAGGCUUCGACAUGGUCAUGGGAAGAGAUUGCUGCGCUACCAGUACCUCAACUUGCCGCGAAAGAGAGCUUCGUCUUCCUCUGGGUCGGCUCUGGUGCAGGAGAUGGGCUGGAGCGCGGCAGAGAGGUGCUCGCAAAGUGGGGCUACAGAAGAUGCGAAGACAUAGUGUGUAUCCGCACCAACCCUCAGACGGGUAGCGAUGCUGGUGGCAGCAGCAGCGAGCAGCCAUCGACGAGCUCGGCCUUCACUCGCUCUAGCCAGCAUUGCUUGAUGGGUAUUCGAGGCACAGUUCGUCGCUCAACAGACACCCGCUUCGUACAUUGCAACAUUGACACUGACGUUAUGCUAUGGCCAGGCCCUGACGACGAACAGCCGGCGGCACAUCUUGACACCGCUGGGCCGCGGCGAAAAUUACCCGACAUGACGAGCAAGCCACCGGAACUCUACUCGAUCAUCGAAAAUUUCUGCCUCGGCACUCGAAGGCUAGAGCUCUUUGGUCGGAACAGCAACCUGCGUCGGGGCUGGCUCACCAUCGGCCUCGAACUUGGACCCGACGCGCCUCGAUGGCCCGAGGAUGGCAAAGUGGAGCUUCCGAGUGCAGGCCUCCCCGUGCUGCAGGAGGAGGCUGCGGUUGACCAAGGGUUGCGGAUGUAUCUGGAUGCGUUGCGAACACCGAGGGUGUACGAGAAGAUAGAGUAUGACAGCAACUUUGGCGUGGAUCGACCCGGAUGUGAUUUGCGUGAUCGAUCGAACCUGGUACCCUACGUUGAGGAGGUGGACCAAUUGAGGCCUAAGUCCCCGCCUCCUCGUGGCGCUCCCGGUACUGGCGGGAACGGGAACAGCAUCAACUCAACGAGAUACAGAGAAGCACCGCAGCAGCUCUCAGCACAAGGUCCCAUGGCGAUGCCAAACGGCCUUAGCAGCAAUCCCGCACUUCGCAGCUCGCGGCAAGCUUCACCUUCCCAUCCUGCAGCACUUCCACUUGGGUUGGACUGCGCAAAUCCAUCUUCUUCGCUGCUCACUUCUGGUCUGCCUCCACGAGCACCCGUAGCCGGAGGAGCUGGUUUCUCAGGACUAGGAGCAGGUGGAGCGAGAACAGUCAGCGUACCCAGUGGGAGCGAAACGCUGAGCGGACCGCAGGCUAGCGUGCUCAAGGCCAAGGCGAUCGCUGAAGCAAAUGUUGCAGCCUACUUCUCAGCGAGUGCCGCCGCUGACAAGGUGGACGAUGCACCUGUCGCUGGCUGA
This is a messenger RNA of Ustilago hordei, 1860 nucleotides long. RefSeq names its product related to KAR4 - transcription factor required for gene regulation in response to pheromones. NCBI's taxonomy places the organism in Eukaryota, Fungi, Basidiomycota, Ustilaginomycetes, Ustilaginales, Ustilaginaceae. Bases 1 to 1860 code for a protein of 619 amino acids. Gene Ontology annotation, molecular function: mRNA binding. The record is from RefSeq and is a predicted model, not a curated record. The transcript has a single exon. Gene Ontology annotation, cellular component: RNA N6-methyladenosine methyltransferase complex; nucleus.